Messenger RNA from Neoarthrinium moseri, 1017 nucleotides. RefSeq lists its product as uncharacterized. Bases 1 to 1017 code for a protein of 338 amino acids. The transcript is spliced from 2 exons. Lineage: Eukaryota; Fungi; Ascomycota; Sordariomycetes; Amphisphaeriales; Apiosporaceae. Gene Ontology annotation, molecular function: methyltransferase activity. The record is from RefSeq and is a predicted model, not a curated record.
AUGUCCCCAAACUACGUCAACCGCGGUCAAUCAAGUCGGCAGGCAAACCAGGAUUUCCUGACGACCUUUGCGCCGGACCUAUCGGUUGGUUUUCCUGUCGUCGACAACAACUCAGAUGACUUCACGCCAUACGAGCGCAAGUGCACCGGCUCAUCAGUCUUCGAGGAUGAAUAUAUUCUGGAGCACGGGCGGACCUACCAAGCCUACAAACCUGGGCAAUAUUUCCUACCUAACGACGGCGAGGAACAGGACCGCCUGGAUAUGCAGCACGUCGCCAUCAUGCUCAUCAUGAAGCGGCGGCUCUACUGGGCGCCGAUUGAGGAGCCAGCCAACGUACUGGACAUCGGGACCGGCACGGGGAUCUGGGCGAUCGACUUCGCCAACGAGCACCCUUCGUCGCGCGUCUUCGGCACAGACCUGAGCCUGAUCCAGCCGAGGCAGAACGUCCCGCCCAACUGCAUCUUCGCGCGCGAGGACGCCGAGUACGACGCCUGGACCUUCGACCCGGCCCUCUUCGACUACGUCCACCUGCGCAUGAUGUUCAGCUGUUUCGACGACCCGCGCGCCGUCAUGGCUCGCGCCCGCGCCCACAUGGCGCCCGGCGGCUGGAUCGAGUUCCAGGAGCUGUUCGCCGACUUCCAGUCGUUCGACGGCUCGCACGCCGGCACGGCCCUCGAGCGCUGGACCCGGCUCCUGGUCGCGGGCGCCGCGGCCGCGGGAUCCGGCAACGGGUCCGGGCCCGGCCGCAGCCUCCUGCGCGUCCGCGACUACAAGCGCCUGCUCGAGGCCGCGGGCUUCGUCGACGUCCGCGAGGAGCUCGUGCCGUUCCCCUGCAGCCAGUGGGCCGGCGACGGCGCCUUCAAGGACGCCGGCCGCUUCACCGCCACGCUGCUGUCGCAGCGCGGGCUCGAGGGCGUCUCGCUGAAGCUCCUCGUGGCCGCGGGCCUGUCGCCGGCGGAGAUCCGGCAGCUCAUUGCCGAUGUGCUGAGGGACUUGAGGAAUCGGAAUAUCCAGUAA